AUGGAUCAGUUGAUUCCCGGCGAAGGCGGCCGAAACCCGCUCGAAGCUUGGUUUUGGGAAAUGCCGCUUUGUACGCGCUGGUGGACAACGGCGACGGUCUUGACUAGUGCAUUGGUCCAAUGCCAGAUGGUAACUCCGUUCCAGCUGUUCUACAGCGUGCGAACCGUGUUUGGAAAGGGAGAGUAUUGGAGACUCCUGACGACAUUCCUAUACUUUGGGCCGUUCUCAUUAGACCUUCUCUUCCACGUGUACUUCCUCCAGCGUUACGCCCGUCUUCUCGAGGAGGGUUCGUCCCCGGCGCACUUCUCUUGGCUUCUCGCCUACUCGAUGGCCUUCCUCCUGGUCCUUUCGCCCUUUGUAUCGAUGCCCUUCCUCGGCCACCCUCUGUCGUCGACGCUCGUAUACAUCUGGUCGCGACGCAACCCUGAAACCCGCCUUAGCUUUCUCGGUCUUCUGGUGUUCACUGCGCCGUACCUGCCGUGGGUUUUGAUGGGAUUCAGCCUUGUCAUGCAUGGUACGGUACCCAAGGACGAGAUUAUGGGCGUGGUUAUUGGCCACAUUUGGUACUUCUUUUCCGACGUAUACCCUCCCAUGCACAACGGCUCCAGACCACUGGAUCCCCCCAGAUUCUGGCGCAGGUUGUUCGAAACAAGGCCUCAACGACGGGACGACGACGCUACUGCCAUUGAGAAUGAGUUUGCCAUGGGUGGAGGCCCCGAAUUGGCUGCAGCUGAGGUACGAUAA
Molecule: messenger RNA, 744 nt
Organism: Pestalotiopsis fici W106-1
Lineage: Eukaryota; Fungi; Ascomycota; Sordariomycetes; Amphisphaeriales; Sporocadaceae
Exons: 2
Coding region: 1-744 (247 amino acids)
Biological process (GO): endoplasmic reticulum unfolded protein response
Cellular component (GO): endoplasmic reticulum membrane; Hrd1p ubiquitin ligase ERAD-L complex
Molecular function (GO): misfolded protein binding; ubiquitin-specific protease binding
Source: RefSeq, a predicted model, not a curated record